AUGUACUAUUCCCUUGAAACCUUCGUCACGCGCCCCAAUUGGAUCAUGCUAAUCACGCCGAAGGUGUUCUUGAACAUUGUCCUCGACGAAGCGGUGGAAGAGAAAGAAGGUGGAGAUAAAGUCAAGCUAGGCAUGGUUGUUAUUCGAGGAAACUCAGUUGUCAUGAUGGAGGCCCUAGACAGAAUCGGCGGCGACGACCGACAACAUCAUCAUCGAUAA
This is a messenger RNA of Metarhizium acridum CQMa 102, 219 nucleotides long. RefSeq lists its product as uncharacterized. Lineage: Eukaryota; Fungi; Ascomycota; Sordariomycetes; Hypocreales; Clavicipitaceae. The record is from RefSeq and is a predicted model, not a curated record.